Messenger RNA from Scedosporium apiospermum, 2784 nucleotides. RefSeq lists its product as uncharacterized. The transcript is spliced from 7 exons. Gene Ontology annotation, cellular component: membrane. Lineage: Eukaryota; Fungi; Ascomycota; Sordariomycetes; Microascales; Microascaceae. Bases 1 to 2784 code for a protein of 927 amino acids. Gene Ontology annotation, biological process: magnesium ion transport; monoatomic ion transmembrane transport. The record is from RefSeq and is a predicted model, not a curated record. Gene Ontology annotation, molecular function: P-type magnesium transporter activity; ATP hydrolysis activity; ATP binding.
AUGUCAUUUCUCACUGACUGGCUCAAGGCACGUUGGCAGCCGGCUGCUGAUAAAGCCCGGUCCGGCCGCGCUAAACUCCGUCUCCACACCCUCAACAAGAGAUCACUCCAAGUAGCCUCUUCGACGACGUCUUGGCAAACUCCGCCUAGCUCUAGCGGAGACCCCACUCGAGAUGACAUUCUACGCGCAUUCGCCUGUAUGCCGAUGGAGGCAGUUCUCGAUCAUCUCGGGACUAGCCUGGCUGGCCUUUCCAACAUUGAAGCGGCGGACCGUCGCCUUGUAAAAGGCCCCAAGGUUUUGUCAUCCCAUCAGCCGCCCUCGUGGUUUAUGCUUCUGCUGUCGGUGAUCCCGAACCCAUUCAAUAUCCUCUUGAUCUUCCUGGCCAUCAUCAACGCCGCUAUACCUCCUCCGAACUGGAAAGGGUUUGCCGUUUUGAUGGCCAUGGUGGUGGUUUCGUGUGCCGUCAGGUUCUCGCAAGAAUACCGAAGUGCUAUGGCAAUGUUUAGGCUCCAGGCAUCCAUCAGCACCAGUUUCAAAGUCUGCCGACCUACCGCUCGUGGCGAUGUCCUUGACAAACAUCCUGCACCAACGGAAGCAGAGGCAUCAACAAGAGAUCUUGUACCGGGUGAUGUCGUGCUCUUGUCACCAGGUGCCGUGGUGCCAGCCGACUGCCUCAUUUUGGAGUCGUCCUUUCUGCGAAUCGGCCAAUCCACUUGGACGGGUGAGAGCGAGCCUACGGCGAAAAUGCCUAUUCAAGACGGCGGAAAGGAUGAUAUCCCUAUCUUUGACCAGGCAAAUAUUAUCUUCAUGGGUACGAGCGUUGUUUCUGGGAGCGGAGCAGCUCUCGUGCUUCGGACAGGUGAUGAUGUUCUAAUUGCGAGUAUGGCCAAGGAGCUGGAGAAACGCCGCAAGGUCAAUGCCUUCCAGAAAGGAAUUCGGGAUGUCAGUUGGAUGUUGAUCGGUUUCAUGGCCGUAAUGGUUCCCGUUGUACUCUGUGUCUCGGGGAAAACGACUGGGGACUGGGGAAAUGCGGCACUCUUCAGCAUCAGCGUCGCUGUCGGUUUGGUCCCAGAGAUGUUGCCCGCGAUUGUAAAUGCAAACCUUGCCCGCGGCGCCUACCAGCUCUCAAAGAAAAAGGCCAUCGUCAAGCGGCUCGAGUCGGUACAGAACCUCGGCGCUAUGUCUGUCCUAUGCAGCGACAAGACGGGAACUCUGACCAAAGACGAAAUAUCUGUACGCAGCUAUCUCGACAGCACCGGAAAAGAAAACAUCGAUGUCCUAAAACUCGCCACCAUCGACUCUUCAAUGCAGGGUAGUAGCGGCAAUAACAUGGAUGCUGCUAUUCUCAAUUUUCGCUUGGCAAACAGGAUUUCCGUUCCAGUCGCGCAGCACAAGAAAGUCAUGGCGAUUCCAUUUAACUUCGAACGUCGUCGAUCAGGUUGCAUUGUUCGCGGCGUAACUGGUGCCAACAUCCUCAUCUGCAAAGGUGCGUUUGACGAGGUGCUUGCUCUCUGCUCCUCCGUACGAGUAGAUGGGCAGACAGCUCGCCUUGAUGAGAAGGCACGCCGAAAUUUGGAGCGGAAAGUGGGCAAGCUAAGCGCUGAGGGCUACCGCGUCCUUCUGGUGGCCAUGAAGCAAAUCCCCCAGUUCGAUCUAGAUGACGGGGACCGCCUAGAGGCUUUAGAGUCGCAGAUGAUUCUUGAGGGCAUGGUCAGCUUUUCUGAUCCACUCAAGGAUGAUGCCGCCCAGUCCAUUACCAAACUCAAGGCACUGGGCGUGGAGGUCAAGAUUCUUACCGGAGAUAAUCUAGCCGUCGCUCUCAACGUCUGCAGAUCGCUUCAAUUAGUGAACCAGGAUGAGGUGGCAGAAGAUGAGAUCCAGUCCAUCUCAGGCCCGGACUUGGCACAGCUCGAAGGAGACAUCGAGGAGUUCGACCAAGUCGUCAAGAGUUGCAAGGUCUUCGCGAAAUUGACACCUGAUCAGAAAGCCAUGGUUGUGGCUAGUCUACACAAGGCCGGUCAUUGUGUGGGAAUGUUGGGCGAUGGUGUCCAUGAUUGCAUCGCUCUUCGUGAGGCAGAUGUUGGGAUUUCUGUUGAUUCGGGGGCUGCUGUUGCGAAGGACUGCGCCGGUCUCGUUCCGACCGAGAAAGGGCUGAUGACCAGUCUACAACUGCUCGCCCAGAAUCUUCUCUACGAUAUAAGCCAGAUUGCACUCCCGUGGGAUCGGGUCGAUGCUGAGUACUUGCAGCUGCCUAGAACGUGGAGGCCAGUUGAACUCCUUCGGUUUGUCAUUGUUCUCGGGCCUACCAGUUCGACCAUUGACAUUUGUACCAUUCUGCUUGGGUGGUUCUUCUAUGGCGUGCAGGGAGCCGGCGACGCACAUGCUGUGAAACUUUUCCAGACGCAUUGGUUCCUCCAAGGGUCAGUUUCGGCCGCCCUCUUUUCCCUUGUCCUUGCUCUCACUCCCCGACUCGAGCCUAGAUUCAGCGGAUUAUUUAACAACUUCGAUAGGCUUCUUACGCAAACCUUGAUUGUCCAUCUUCUGCGAACAGCCAAGAUACCCUUCCUGCAGAGCCGAGCAUCGCCUGUUCUUGUCGCCUCAACUAUUUCGAUCAUGGUAAUUGGCUUCGUCAUCCCUUGGAUUCCUCCAUUUCAGUCGGCAUUUUCCUUUGCCCAGCCUGCGGCCUCUUUCAUAGGAUUCCUGGCGGCCGAGUUACUCGUAUAUUGUCUCGAAGUUCAACUCGUCAAGGUUAUCUACAUUCGACUCUUCGGCUCGUGGCUGUGA